This is a messenger RNA of Ctenocephalides felis (cat flea), 5658 nucleotides long. RefSeq lists its product as uncharacterized. The record is from RefSeq and is a predicted model, not a curated record. NCBI's taxonomy places the organism in Eukaryota, Metazoa, Arthropoda, Insecta, Siphonaptera, Pulicidae.
GCGAACUGUUAACCAAACAAAGUGAAAUAGAACAACGCUAUUUCGUGAUAAACUUUGUAAACUUGUUUUAUGUAAUUUAACUAUUGUAAUGUGAUUCGAAUAUAUCACAGUUUUAAUUACAAUUACAUUUUUAAUUAUUUGUCACUUGGUGCUUUGUUAAAAUAUAGUGUUGAUAACAGUGAAAAGCUGAAAAGCAAGUAUAACAUGAUUACAUUUUUUAUGCCCAGUGAGAUAACCCAGCGGUAAUUAGCAUCAAGGAAUUGCAAUCUAAUAUGCACAUUAGGAUGUUACAAUGUUAUAAAUAAGAAAAGUAUAUGAAUAAAAUAAACUAAUAUAUACAAAAUCAUGGAGGAUAAUUUUCAAAAGAAAGUUGAUAUUGAUUGUUCUUCAAGUGUUCAGUUUGAAGUCAUUCCACCAGAUGUUGCAAACAUACCUCUGCCUGAGGAUGUGUCCCAAAUUCCUCUGCCAACUCCGAAUUUUGCACAAGAAUCACCUAUAACUUACAAUGCAAUCCCUAUAAUAAGCGAAGGAGACUCUACGACAAAAGUGAAAGAUGAAUUUUAUGACGUACAUAAUUCUACUAUAAAAGAUAUGAAGUUUGAAAAUGAAGUUGAUAAUUCACAAGAACUAUAUAAGGAUAAAACUGCUUGUGAUAAUCUCACUACUAGCAUGCAUGCAGAGUCAGUGGGAAAGUUUUUACAACCUGACAUAAAUGAACAAGUCUUACGUUAUCAAAAUGAAGCAUUUGCGAGAAGUGGCAAUGCAGAAACUCAUUUUAGUAACCAAUUCUUAUCAGUUAAAGAUGAAUCAAUACCAGUUCAAGAAGUGAACUUAGUUUCUGAAAGUGUUUCUACUUCGGUGGAACCCAAAAGUGAAGUUUUGAUUUCACAAGGUGAAUCUAAUGAGGAAUGUCUCACUUCUCAAGUGGAUGAUAAUGUAGCAACAGAAAGCAUUAAAACAGAAAAUGAAAGUUUUGUAUCUGAUACAAAAAUGAUUCAGUCUGAAACUGCAGCUUUUCAAGAACAAGGCAGCGAGACAAAAAAUGCAGAUGAUUUCUCCCAAGUGUCUGUGACUCUUGAUGCAGCGAUUGACAAACAAUUUAUCCAAAAUACAGAGAGCAUUACACCCGAAACAGAAACUUUGAAGCCAGAAAAUACUAGCACAGAAAGAAUUUUAUCUGAAGAUGAGUCAAUGGUAACUGACUCCUAUGCAGAAAAUACAAGUUCAGAAGAAAUUCUAAUUACUGAAAGCUCUUGCCAAUCUAAAAGUUUAGGAAAUGAAUCAAUGAUAACAGAUUCUAAUGUAGAAACUAGUAAUGAAAGCAUCAUACCAGAAGUGGCACCUUUAAAUGUUACAUCUCAAGCUGUAACUUUUCAUUCUAAUCAUGAAACUACCAGCAAUGAAGCCAUAACAACUUCUGCAGUAACAUGUAAUGAUGGAAAUAUUAAUUCCAGAUCUGAAAUCAAUUAUUAUGAUAAUGUAAUAUGCACUGAUGAAAAUGACCUGAUGAAAGCUGAAACAUUCUCAAAUGAGAUUGAUACAUCUCAAGUAGAUGGUUCUCAAGUUGAUACAAAUUCUGAAAAUAUUACUUCUGAAGUUCUAAACGAUAGUUUUGCUUCCAAAGAUUCUGAUCCCGAAAUGUUUAAUUCAGAUACCAGUAGUGUUCAACUUAUGUUUCCAGUUACUGAAACUAAUCCAAAUUUGAUAAUGGAAAAACAUGAAGAUACCUCAGCCCAGGAAUAUUCUGAUUGUGCUGAAACAAAAAAUAGAGAGGAAGUUGAAGUACAGAACACGCUUGCAGAGUAUGUAAGCGCAGUAAAUAUUAAUAAAGAAAGCCCCUUAAUCGAAGUAACAUCUCAUAAUGUAAAUAUUGUUAGUUCUGAACAAUUUGAUCAAAGUAAAAUUCAAGAGAAAAGUGAAUCGAAUCCCCAAACAAAUGAAGACUUUAUGCAGUUUGUUCCUCCUCCUAAUGAUAACACAGUGUCUAAUGAUCAGGAAAUAAAACCACAAGUUUCACAAGCAGACAUUGAGUCAACAAAUACAUCUGGAUUUAACGAAAGUAGUUCUGAGAGGUUACAAAUAAGUGAUGAUAAUAUUGAAUUUGUUGUUGAUAGCAAAGAAACCCCGAUUUCCAAAACAAACUUAGUUGAUUACAUUCAAACACACGAUCCAACUAUUGAGGAAGAUGUAGCUACUGUUCAAUAUAUUGUAACUAAUGAUAACGAACAAAUAAUAGAGCAUGCUAAAGUUGAAUAUGAAAAUGAUAAUGGUGCAGAGAAUGUUCUUCCAGAAGGAGUACAGUAUGUUGUUUCUGAAGCUGCAAAUGGAGAUCCAAAUGAGCAGAGUUAUGUUCAGUACGUAGUUGCCGAUAAUACAGAUGAUAAAAUGACUCAUUUUCAUGCAGUUGCUGAAGGUGAAAGUGGGAAUCAUCCUGAAUAUAUACAAUAUGUUGUUUCUGAAGGUUCAAAUCAAGAAAACAUGGUACAAUAUGUUGUAACUAGUGCUGGAAAUGACAAAGACAUUCCACAUCAUGUGAAUUCUGAAAAUUUUGUUAGUUACAUUGUUUCAGAUACUGCUAAUGAAAAAGAUGUAUCAAGAGAUGAAACCUCGGACCAGGCUGCUAUCACUUAUGAAGUGAUUGAUGAAAGUUCACAAGAGCCAACUGCAGUUGUCAUAGAAGAAAUGGAAGUUGAAAAUAAUACUAAUGAUCAAAAUGAAGAUAUUGAAAUUUAUGUUAUUGAAGAUGACAAUAUGCAGGUUAUAGAAGUGCAUGUAGAAAAUCCUAAUAUGAAAAACUCUGAUAACACAUCAGAAGAUAAAUGCAAAACAGAAUCUAAUAACCGAAAACGAGCGCCCACUGGCAAUUAUAUUGAAGUAGUUGAUGCCAAGGGUGAUACAACUGCAAAGUUGCCUUGUCAUGUUCUUGGUAGAAACUUAAAAAAUCCAGAAGCUGAUGUUUUAAGUAAUGGCAGAAACCCUCCGAAGGUUAGACCUGGUGUAAAAGUGCCACCUUUAAGUUUGACAAGUUGUAUUGUAUCAUCAGAAGAAAUAAGUGAAGAAAUUGAUAAGAAAUUAAAAGCCGAAGUACCAGUUUAUGAUAAACCCAAAGUUGGUGAUAUUUUAUUCAAGCAUAAAAUAACUAAGAGAUUAGCUGAAAAACUUUGUACAAAUCCAGGAAAUGUACAGAAUUCUCCAAAUAAUCCUAAACCCAAUCAAAAUUUAACAAAAGCUUCACCAAAUACUCGAUUGGCUAAAAAGAAUUUGUUGUCAAAAACAAAACCCAAAUUAGACAAUGCCGAUCUUUUAGCUAUUUUAGAAGGCGAUGAGGAUCCAGAUUGGUCAGAAUUGAAACCUGUGGAAACAGAUCAAGCUCCUCCUAUUUUGCAAGCAAUUGAGAAAAGUAUCAUAUCUGGACAUAGUGGUAGAAGCCCGCCCCCGGUUUUAGAAGCCCAGGCAAGAAGUAAUACUUCGAGAGCAUUUUUAAAACUAGAUUCUGAAGAAAAACGACGCUUGGCGCAACAUCAACUAUUGAAUUUGCCAAAUGUUCCUAACAUAUGCUCAAGCAGGCCACGUGGUAGGCCUAAAUUAACAGAUUACAAUCCACUUAAACAUACGCUUCUGAAGAAUGCUGGUAUGGCAGUGUAUACAACUCCUCGAUCAAAAGAUCCUCCAAAAACAUAUAGUAACAGAAAAGCUAAUGAUAUUAUUAAAACACUAGUUUCUGAUUGGGAUGAGGAAUCCAAAGAUAGUCAAAAAGAAUCAACAACAACAACAAAAGAUCAAUCAUCAACAACAAAUUUGACAAAUCCCACGGAAAGCACUAAAAAGCAAGUGGAACCAAAUGAAACAACCAAAACAAAGUCGCAACCUACUGAGGAGAAAACAGUGAACAAAGUAGGUACAACUGCGGCCACUAGUUCUAAUGUGAAAUCUACAUCAACAGCUGUCACAAAACCUAUCCCAAAUACUACUGCUAAAUCACCAUCUGUAAAAUCUACAACUGCUGUUUCAAAAUCUACUCCAACACCAAUAAAAGCUGCACCAACAGUUGCAACGAAAACGUCAGCACCUACAUCAAAAUCUUCAUCAUCUGCCAAUUCCUCAAGUACAACUGUUGCAAGAGCUUCUGAAACAACUGCAACAAAAUCUAACCCGCCUGUUACAGUAAAACGUAAAAAUUCACCAUCAACAAAUAGUCCACAACUGGGAAUAGUACCCAAUAAAAUAGCUAGAGUCAUAAAGAAAAAAAUUAUUUGGGAUCCAGAUAAUCCAAUGACAUCUUCAAGUUUAUCACCAUCCUUAAAAACUGUUAAGCGAGACCCUCAAAAAAGUUCUUCUGAGAAUUCUCCAAACAAUGUGAAAAAAGCAGCAGACAUUGCUGUUAAGAAAACAGUUGUGAACUCAACUGGAACUAAGAAACAAGUUGAGAAACAAUCAACAGAAGUGGAAGUUAAGAAAGAAGAUGCGCAAGAAGUUGAGAUGCAGGAAGCUCAGACUCCAGCUAAUGCAGUUGGCAGAAGAUCUAGAUUGAUUCGAAAAGUUCCUCAUAAACCUAUUAACCCCAAUAGAAGCCUUGUUUCUAAAUCUACUAGUCCCAGUCCAACUAUACCGAAGAAGAAAAAACUUACUGAAAUAGACAGACUGCUAAGUGAUGAGGGAGCUGUUAAUAUGAUAUAUUCUGUAGAGCGCAGAAAUAAUAACGCUGAAGUUCCCGAAAUUGUUACCAAACCAAAUAAGCGCUUAUUGAUAUCUCUUGAAAAAGAACGCAGGAAUUUACUUUCUAAAGCUAAUAUCAUCAAACAAGCUGUUCUCAGACAUAGUUCGACUGCUGUAGCAUCGAAUCGAAACAAGAAACCCUUGCGAUUUAAAAAAUCUGCAGUUGGUAAGAGGAAAGUGGUUUCAUUAAAGAAAAGGAGUGAUCAGACAAGAAACUCAACGCAAUCCUCUUUGGUAGAGGAAAAUGCUGAAUUUUCAUUUACAUCAGUAAAUGAGUCUAGAAUUAUAAGAAGGCAUUCUUCAAGCUCUUUUUCCAGUACAUGCACGAGUCCCAGGAGACUUAGUGUUGAUGGUAAAACUGGACCAAACGCAGAAGAAAAACUAAUUGAAGUUACUGCAGAGUCAGAAUUAUCAAAACCUUUGAAAAAGCGCCAAAAAGGUGGUGUUCCAAUUUACUCGAGACCCGCAGAAAGCGAAAAAUCCUACAAAGGUAAAACUAAAAGUACAAAUCCUGAACAAGUCGCAAAUAUCACAGAAGAAACAAAAACUACCACUAGUCCUAAAGAGGAAGAAAAAGUCGGUAAAACCAUGAGUACCAGGUCUAACAAAAAGGUUAUCAGUGAUUCGAAUCUUGAUGAAAAUAAAUCGCAGGAAGACCCGCCUGAUCGCGUUUCGGAAGUUGCAGACGCCACUGAGAAACCUGCAAUCACGGAGGAUGACACCAGUUUAAAAGAUGAAGCUGUUAAAAAUGCCGCUAUAUCUAAAAAGCUUAGAAAAACUUCUGCAAUUGAGAGUGAGAAAACUCAAGUUUCCAAAGAACAGAAGACUUACGAAGAAAUUAGCAUUCGUAAACAUGAAACGCUAGUUCAAAUUAUUUUAACACCAACUUCGACCAAAUUCAAAAAUUCAUUGAGUAAUCAGGUUGUUCAAGAAUUGUGUGAA